CUUCUGUUAUUGAAAAGACUCCAGAGUUGCUGGUUUGGCUGGCUCUCUUCAACAUGAAGAUUCCUGCCCUUCUCUUUGUUUUAUUUUUCUUUCUGACCUCAUUGUCACCAGUGAAAUGUGCCAUGAGAGACACCUAUGAUUGCUUUAUCAAGAGAGGCAACUGUAGACAUGAAUGCCAUUAUUUUGAAAGCCAUGUUGGUUUCUGCACAAAACUAAAUGCCAAAUGUUGUAUGUAGAAGUCUGAAAUAAAAAUAUGCAUCCCUGAAAAAUAAAGCACAGUUGAGUAGAAGAAUUAAUAACAAAUGAAACUGAGGU
Messenger RNA from Tupaia belangeri chinensis (Chinese tree shrew), 315 nucleotides. RefSeq names its product Beta-defensin 133. The transcript has 2 exons. Bases 54 to 236 code for a protein of 60 amino acids. Gene Ontology annotation, cellular component: extracellular region. NCBI's taxonomy places the organism in Eukaryota, Metazoa, Chordata, Mammalia, Scandentia, Tupaiidae. The record is from RefSeq and is a predicted model, not a curated record. Gene Ontology annotation, biological process: innate immune response.